AUGGCGUUCUUUAAUAGUGAGAAGCAAAGUGAUAUAGAGAAAAGAGUUGAUGAAGUUUCACUUCAUAACAUCAACUCAUCACAUGAAGCAACAAGUAUUCAAGAAUAUGAUACAGGUUAUCGUUCAACACAUCGUACAUUAAAAUCAAGAACAUUACAUUUGAUCGCCAUGGGUGGUUCUAUUGGUACUGGUUUAUUCGUUACAAUCUCAACAGGUUUAUUAUAUGGUGGUCCACUUGGUUUACUACUUGCAUUUUUGAUAUGGACUGGGAUCAUUUUCAUUGUUACUGCAUCUAUUGGUGAAAUGGUGUGUUAUUUACCAGUUUCCUCUCCAUUUAUUCAAAUGGCUGGACGUUGUGUUGAUGAAGCUUUUGAAGUUAUUGUUGGAUUUAAUUAUUUCAUUAUGAUUAGUGUUUAUAUUCCUUUUGAAAUCACUGCUGUUAACGGUAUGAUUCAUUAUUGGAGAGACGAUUAUUCACCAGCGAUUUCAUUUUGUAUUCAAAUCUUCAUUUAUACAAUGUUGAAUCUAUUUGCUGUUAAAUAUUUUGGUGAAUCUGAAUUUUAUUUAAGUAUUGGUAAAGUCAUCUUGGCUAUUGGUUUGAUUUUCUUCACUUUUGUUACAAUGGUUGGUGGUAAUCCUCAACAUGAUGCUUUUGGUUUCCGUUACUGGAAACAUCCAGGUCCUUUAGUGGAAACUUUAACAACUGGCUCAAUGGGUCAAUUCCAUGGUUUCAUGGCUGCUUUAAACAAAGCUUGUUUCACUAUUGUUGGUCCAGAAUAUUUAGCUAUGGUCGCUGGUGAAGCUGGUCAAGAAACAAGAAAAGUUUUAGCUGGUACUUUUAGAACCGUUUUUUACAGAUUAACUGUCUUUUACAUUCUUGGUGCUCUAUCUGUUGGUAUUCUAGUUCCAUCAAAUGAUAAAACUUUGACACUUUUGGCUUCAUCUGGUUCCACUUCAAAUGGUUCUUAUUCUCCAUAUAUCAUUGCAAUGAACAAUUUGAACAUUAAGGUUUUGCCUCAUAUUGUUAAUGUUCUUUGUGUUAGUUCUGCUUUCAGUGCUGGUAACUCUUAUGUUUACUGUUCUUCAAGAUCCUUAUAUGCCAUUUCACAAAGAGGUUUCGCUCCUAAAUUUUUGCAAUACUGUACAAAAACUGGUGUUCCAGUCUUCUGUGUUGGUGUUGCCUUCUUAUUCUCAUUAUUAUCCUUGUUACAAUUAGGUGAUUCAGCUGCUAAAGUUUUGAAUUGGAUUGUUAACUUAUGUACCGGUGCUCAAAUCUUGAAUUAUUUCUUCAUGUGCAUCACCUAUUUGGGUUUCUUUUAUGCUUGUGAAGCUCAAGGUGUUGAUAGAAAAGCUUUUAGAUACACUUCAUGGUUCCAACCUUAUUUGGCUUAUUUUGCCAUGGUUAUCAUUGGAUGUAUGGUUGGUGCUUUAGGUUACACUGUCUUUAUGCCAGGUUCUUGGUCAGUUGAAAACUUUUUGACUUAUUACUUGAUGGUUCUUUUGGAUCUUGUGAUUUUCGUCGCUUAUAAAUUAAUCAAGAGAACAAAAAGAGUUAGAUCUGCUGAAGCUGAUUUAAUUACAGGUUUAGAAGAAGUUGAAAUGCAUGAACAAGCUUAUUUGGAGUCCGUGGAACAAAAAGGUCAACAUCCAGGAUCAUUGAAACAAAGAAUAAUGGACUGGGUCUUUUAA
Messenger RNA from Hansenula anomala, 1689 nucleotides. RefSeq lists its product as uncharacterized. Gene Ontology annotation, cellular component: membrane. NCBI's taxonomy places the organism in Eukaryota, Fungi, Ascomycota, Saccharomycetes, Phaffomycetales, Wickerhamomycetaceae. The record is from RefSeq and is a predicted model, not a curated record. The coding region runs from base 1 to 1689 and encodes 562 amino acids. Gene Ontology annotation, molecular function: amino acid transmembrane transporter activity. Gene Ontology annotation, biological process: amino acid transmembrane transport. The transcript has a single exon.